This is a messenger RNA of Ostreococcus lucimarinus CCE9901, 2850 nucleotides long. RefSeq lists its product with no specific name. Lineage: Eukaryota; Viridiplantae; Chlorophyta; Mamiellophyceae; Mamiellales; Bathycoccaceae. The transcript is spliced from 2 exons. Gene Ontology annotation, cellular component: nucleus. The record is from RefSeq and is a predicted model, not a curated record. Gene Ontology annotation, biological process: regulation of DNA-templated transcription. The annotation marks the transcript as partial. Gene Ontology annotation, molecular function: chromatin DNA binding; histone binding.
AUGAUUCAAAACCGACGACUGACUGGGCAUAUAUUAUUUCAUCGACGGGCGCAGAGAGGACGCGUACACCCGGGAGAUAUCGCCGAAGCCGCGUCGCUGGCGAGCAUCGAUUUACCACCGGCCAAGUAUCCUUUAUUUGACGCCAUCGGCGACGAUUUCGUGGAGACUGGAAAACUGAGCAAGCUCCAACUGGAGGGUGUCAUGUUCGCGUGUCAAAAGCACUGCGAAUUCGCGCCGGAUGGCAAGCGUUCGGGUUUCAUGAUUGGCGACGGUGCGGGGGUGGGCAAGGGACGACAAAUUAGUGGAAUUAUUAUCGAUAAUUUCGUGCGAGGCCGUCGGAAAGCGGUUUGGAUAUCGAGCUCGGGCGAUUUACACCGAGACGCCGAGCGCGACUUGAGCGAUUUGGGAAGCACUAUUAAGGUUAUUAAUUCGUGCCCAGAGCUCGAUCGCGAAACUCGCGCGUUCGGGUUAUCGAAAGAGUAUCAAGAGGGCGUGUUGUUUACCACCUACAGCACGUUAGUGAGCAAGACGCAGAAGAAGAGUCGUCUCGAUCAAAUCGUAAAUUGGUUCGGCGGCGAAGACGCCGAGGGCGUCGUGAUUUUUGACGAGUGCCACAAGGCAAAGAACUUUAGCGCGUCUUCUGAUUCGGGUAGUAAAGUUGCGGCGGCUGUGAUUGCGUUUCAGGAACGCUGUCCUCGCGCGCGCGUUGUGUACGCGAGCGCCACAGGUAUCUCUGAAGUUGGGCACAUGACCUACUUGGCCAGACUCGGUUUCUGGGGCAAAGGGACGCCAUUUAAAUCCGCGGAUACGUUCAUUGAGAGCAUGAAGUCUCGCGGUGUAGGAUUUUUAGAAAUGCUCGCCAUGGAAAUGAAGGCAAGUGGGAAGUAUGUUAGUCGAGGUUUAUCUUUUAGGCAGGCAGAGUUUGAGCAGUACACGAUCGCGCUCAGCAAAGAGCAGCGUCAAAUGUACGAUGACGCGUGCGACUUGAUGUCGCUCAUCCGUAAUGCGUGUAUCGAAGCUGUGCGUCGAACUGGUUCCGAUGGAAAAGGCGUUUGGAGUGCGUAUUGGAGCGUCCAUCAAAGAUUCUUCAAGCUCUUGUGCAUCAGCAUGAAAGUUCCGGCGGUCAUCGCCAAGGCGAACGAGGCGCUCGCGCGAGAGCAAUGCGUCGUCAUCGGGUUGCAAACGACAGGUGAGUCUCAAGAUGCGUCAGCCAACUUGACUUUUGGUGAAGACGUCACGGAGUUCGGGUUCCUGAGUACGACGCGCGAAAUGCUCGUCAAUUUCUUGAACGUGCACUUUCCGACUGAAAUCCACGGCGCUUCAGACGGAGCGGCGGCGGAAAAGUCGGCGCCUUCCGAUUGGUCGAGCGAUUGGAGGCGUGCAGGCGGCGCGGAGGUAGAGAGCGAAGGCUACACUGGUCGUUUUCACACGAAUGCCCCAGCCAAGGUCGACGAAGAGCUCGUGGACGCUAAGGAAGAGUUGAUCAAUAAAGUCAUCAAGUUGAGGUUACCGCCGAACUUUCUCGAUGCUCUGAUUGAUGGGCUCGGAGGGCCGACAGAAGUUGCCGAACUCACGGGAAGAAGCGGUCGCAUCGUGCGUCGAGGCGAUAGGCUCAUGUACGAAUCGCGUGGCACGACGGCGUCUAGAAAAGGAACGAGCAUCAGCGGCGACGGUGAUGUGCUCGGAGUGAACAUCGCCGAGAAGAACGCGUUUAUGAAUGGUGACAAACGUGUGGCCAUAAUUUCGGACGCGGCUAGUACCGGGAUUUCAUUGCACGCGUCGAAAGGCGCGAAAAAUGUCCGCCGCCGCGUGCACGUCACGAUAGAACUUCCAUGGAGUGCGGACAAGGCGAUUCAGCAGCUCGGUCGCACGCAUCGAUCCAAUCAGAUUACGGGUCCAGUGUACGUGAUGUGCUCGACGAAUAUCGGAGGCGAAAGACGCUUCGUCGCCGCCGUCGCACGACGCUUGCAAAGUCUCGGGGCGUUGACGAGAGGUGAUCGACGUGCGGCGACUGGCAUUGAUUUAUCCGAUGGCAAUCUCGACUCGUCACUCGGGCGACACGCGUUGAAGAAGCUCUACGAGGCGCUCCUCGGAGUGCAGGUUGGACUGCGAAAUGACGGCUUUUCGGUCGAAGAAGCGACGCUGCUGCAGGAAAUUGGAUACGGCAACAAAGAUCUCGGCGACGUGCGCAAGUUUCUCAAUCGCCUACUUGGACUUCCGGUGCGAACGCAAAAUAUCAUGUUUGCAUACUUUGCUGAAACCUUGGAUUGCGAAAUCAAAUUAGCAAAGGCUGAGGGGAAGUACACGGAGGGCGUGAGCGAUCUCGGUGGUUCUUCCAUUCGCAUCGAACCAGAGUCGAAGACGAUUCUUAAGGAUCCGUACCACGGACAAAAACUCGUGUCGACCAAGGUUUUCAUAGAUCGCGGUAUUUCGUUUGAGCGUGCGCUGGAUAUUUUGGAAAAGAGCAAGAAUCACGAUCGAGACGGCUUCUACAAGAUGAAGCGCGAGAUGUAUGGGCGCGCGCAAGUCGUUCUGGCCAUCACCAAGCCAGGUUCGCGAAACUUGUUCAUGCUGUGGCGUCCGAACACCGGCGCAAGUCUUUUCGAGAUGGAGUACGACGAAUUGCGCGGCAAAUACAUGAUGUGCACGCCCGACGUGGCGAAACAACCGUGGGAUCUUGUGCACGAAUUGACCGAGAAGCAUUGCAUGCACGGCGUGAAUUGUCACGUUCGACAAACCAUGGGCGCUUGUACCGCGGGCAAACGCACGGUUGACUGCACCGUGAUCAGCGGCGCCGUCGUGCCUUGCUGGGGAGAGCUCGAACGAACUUUGGAUAGAAACGCGCACAAG